Molecule: messenger RNA, 1010 nt
Organism: Arachis stenosperma
Lineage: Eukaryota; Viridiplantae; Streptophyta; Magnoliopsida; Fabales; Fabaceae
Product: probable fructokinase-5
Exons: 5
Coding region: 27-1010 (327 amino acids)
Biological process (GO): fructose metabolic process
Cellular component (GO): cytosol
Molecular function (GO): fructokinase activity
Source: RefSeq, a predicted model, not a curated record
ACAGCAAGAAAAACAAUAAGAAAAAGAUGGCAGGCUCAACGGAUCCAUUAGUGAUAACAUUCGGCGAGAUGCUCAUCGAUUUUGUUCCGGACACAGCCGGAGUCUCCUUGGCUGAGUCUCGUGCCUUCAUCAAAGCCCCCGGAGGUGCCCCUGCCAAUGUUGCUUGUGCCAUUUCUAAACUUGGUGGUAACUCUGCCUUCGUUGGCAAGGUGGGAGAUGAUGAAUUUGGAAAGAUGCUAGUUGACAUAUUGAAUCAAAAUGGGGUGAACACAGAUGGUGUGUGCUUUGAUAGGGAAGCAAGAACUGCAUUGGCAUUUGUGACACUGAGAAAGGAUGGAGAGAGGGAAUUCAUGUUCUACAGGAAUCCCAGUGCUGAUAUGAUGCUGAAGGAGUCUGAGUUGAACAUUGGUUUGAUCAAGAAGGCUAAGAUAUUCCAUUAUGGAUCCAUUAGCCUCAUAUCAGAGCCUUGCAGAUCAGCACACUUAGCAGCCAUGAAAGCUGCUAGAGAAGCCGGUGCUUUGCUUUCUUAUGAUCCAAAUGUGAGGAUCCCUUUGUGGCCUUCUCCUGAUACUGCUAGGUCUGGAAUCAAGAGCAUUUGGUUUGAUGCUGAUUUCAUCAAGGUUAGUGAUGAUGAAGUUAACUUUCUUACACAAGGAGAUUCUGAGAAGGAAGAAGUUGUUAUGUCCCUCUGGCAUGACAAACUGAAGUUGCUUCUUGUCACUGAUGGAGAGAAGGGUUGCAGAUAUUUCACCAAGAAAUUUAAAGGAAGGGUAACAGGGUUCUCAGUUAAGCCAGUUGAUACCACUGGUGCUGGUGAUUCUUUUGUUGGUUCUUUUCUCGCAUCUGUGGCCCGGGACUCUUCCAUAUUUGAUAAGGAGCAAAAUUUGAGAGAGGCUUUGACAUUUUCCAAUGCUUGUGGAGCAAUAUGUACAACACAGAAGGGAGCAAUUCCAGCACUUCCGACCCGCUCAGAAGCUGAGAAAUUUAUCUCUGGCAAUAAAGGCAAUUAG